UGAGAGCCGAACAGCUGCUGCCACACUGGACUCGGACUGAGCCGAACUGUCGUUCCUGUGAUGCCCCAGGGAGGGCUGAGCUGGUCGGGGUUGCGAUGCCUUACUGGGACCGACAGAAUCGUAUAUGUGGCUUCCUGGACAUCGAGGAGAAUGAGAGCAGCGGCAGGUUCCUGCGCCGAUACUUCAUCCUGGACACUCAGGAGGGAAACCUGCUGUGGUACAUGGACAACCCACAGAAUCUGCCUAAAGGUGCAGAGAACGUGGGAUCUCUCAAACUCACCUACAUCUCCAAGGUCAGUGAUGCCACCAAACUCAGACCGAAGGCAGAGUUCUGCUUUGUUAUAAAUGCAGGAAUGAGGAAGUUUUACCUGCAGGCCAACGACCAGCAGGACCUGGUGGAAUGGAUCAGUGUUCUCAACAACGCCACCAAGAUUACAGUGCCGAAGCCCGAUGAGGGCCACACCGCCCACACAGAGACUCCUCAGGAAGUACUGGGAGCCAUGAAACAGGUCUCCUACAGGACUGAAAUCAUAGGAGGAGUCCCGAUCAAAACCGCAACGCAGGAGCAGGGGGAGGGGCAGACCGAGGCGGAGCGUGGAGGCUUGAAGCGAGCUCAGAACCAGCUGCCCUACUUCCUGUCCAGAGGGGCGCAGGACCAGACCGUCAUCAAGACCGGAUACUGCGUCAAACAGGGCGCCGUGAUGAAGAACUGGAAGAGGAGAUACUUCAUGCUGGAUGAAAACGCUGUCAGCUACUUCAAGUCUGACCUGGAGAGAGAAGCACUGAAAGUCAUCCCACUGAAGGAGAUCCACAAAGUCCAGGAGUGUAAACAGAGUGAGCCGAUGAUGAGGGACAACCUGUUUGAAAUGGUCACCAGCUCCAGAACCUUCUACGUACAGGCUGACAGUCCAGAGGACAUGCACAGCUGGAUCAAGGCCAUCUCAGGGGCCAUCGUAGCUCAACGGGGCCCCGGACGCUCCGCUAACACUGAACGCAGUGACCUCUCCUCUUCCUCCCCAUCAUCCUGCUCCACCUUCUACUACCCCCUCGACCCGGACCCGCACCGCCCCCCGUCCCCCGUCUCCUCCUCCGGCGGCCCCCCUGCGGGCCCUCAGCUUCACCCUGGACACGCACCGCCACCGCCACCAGGACAACUUCCUGGGCCUCCUGCCGUGGAGGCUGGGCGGCGUCCAGACGGUGAUGCUGCCCCUCCCUACGGCGCGCUCCCGCCUCUCGCUGCAGGAGACGGUGCAGUCUUCCAAGUGACGGAGGAGGAGGAGGAGGAUGCGUCGCCAUGGAAACGGCGCAGCGAAAUCACCCGGCUGGGGUUUGUCGGUGGCAGCGGUGGCGGUGGCGGGGACGAGCUAAACAGUCGCACAACUGAGAAUUCUGACCUCCACAUCACCCUGAUUUGAUGAUGAUGAUGAUGAUGAUGAUGGCGAGGAGUGACAUUUUCUAAAGGCAACACACACACACACACACACACACACACAUUUUUUCACACACUCCAUGUGCUUCUAAAACUACCUGACCGGCCAAAUGAUCCUUGGACAGAAACCUCUUGGGACCAUUGUUUGUCUGUGUGUGCACAUGUGGAGUAGGACCUGCUGGUUUUCCUUCACUUUUGUCUUCCUGGAUAUUAUUUACAAAGUGUUGCAGAUGGCAAACAAAAUGUCAUGCACAGAAAAAAAUCUUAGAUAUUGUACAGUGACGUUUUUUUCCCUAGUUAAACGGCUGCACUGCAAGAAGGUGUGUCUAAAAAACAAGAUAAAAACACUAAAUUUGAGGGAAAUGAUCUUGCUGCAUGGACAGAUAAUUUACCUUGACAAGAUUUCUUAAAUUUAGAUUGUUUAAUCUCGUCUAGUUGUUUAACCCUUUGAUGCUCAACAUGUUGACCCCCCUUCUAAUGCACAACACGGGUCCUGCAUUCAUUCCCCAUGUAUAUUCCAAUUAUUCUUUAAAUAUCUUGUUUUUGAUAACAACAGAUCAUUAUUUCCGUUUUGCUUCUCAUACUUUAUGAAGAAAAAAAGGUUUUUGUAUUUUUACAUAGCUAACAACUUGGUUAAGUAGCUUGC
This is a messenger RNA of Centropristis striata (black sea bass), 2075 nucleotides long. RefSeq names its product pleckstrin homology domain containing, family A (phosphoinositide binding specific) member 1b (gene plekha1b). NCBI's taxonomy places the organism in Eukaryota, Metazoa, Chordata, Actinopteri, Perciformes, Serranidae. Gene Ontology annotation, molecular function: PDZ domain binding. The transcript has 12 exons. The record is from RefSeq and is a predicted model, not a curated record. Gene Ontology annotation, cellular component: cytoplasm; membrane. The coding region runs from base 96 to 1415 and encodes 439 amino acids.